Molecule: messenger RNA, 6775 nt
Organism: Perca fluviatilis (European perch)
Lineage: Eukaryota; Metazoa; Chordata; Actinopteri; Perciformes; Percidae
Gene: mypn
Product: myopalladin
Source: RefSeq, a predicted model, not a curated record
GCACUGACAAAUGUUGCUACUUGUACUGGUGACAGGUUCCCCUAGCUACUCGGCUCCAUAUUUUCCCGUAAACUUCAAGGUGAACUCUGUACGUUAAAACCGGGAAGGCUGGCCAGCUGCCUGUGUCCCAAGAUUUCCCCAGGUGGCAGCCGCCGGAAGACCGGAAUCUCCCUCUUUGAGCACAGGUGCACUCUGAGGAUUUACCAGUCCUUCACAGGGGCCAGCUGGGUUUAUUCUGAAGCAUGCAGGAGAACAACAUUGACCAGCCGCCGUCACUGUCUCAGCUCUUAAGAGAGAGCUACCUGGCAGAGGCCAGGGCCCAGCAGCGCCACAGCGAGAUGAGCCGCUCGGACGCUUCUUCCUCACGCCUUCAGAUCUACAGGUCACUCAAAGGCAAGGCUGAGGACUCUGUGGGCCACAGUGAUCCCCAAUUCCCAGACCUCUCGGCCUUCCUCAGCCAAGAGGAGCUGGAUAAGAGUGUGAACCUGGCCCGCCAGGCCAUCGGACAUGAGCCUCGGGAAGAGAGGGCAGAGGUCAAGGCCUCUGUCAAACCAUCAACCCCCUCCCACAUCUCCUCGGUCUCUUCCUCUGAACCCCCAUCUGUUCCCUUUGCCAACCCCUCUCCUGCUCUUUUUGCCGCCCCCUCCACUGUGCCCUUCAGCCAGCCAGCCCCUGAACUCCAAGAACUGCCAGCAACGCACGCAACGCUCACAUCAGACGGAAAGAUGCACAAAGCAUCCGCACGGCAGGAACACAUGAUCAGGGACACGAGGGACUCCGGCGAGGGAUUCAACGACUUUGACAGGUCGGCGAGGAAUGCCCCGUAUGGUCCGGAGACCCAGUCCAAGAAGGAGUUCCUCAACAAGGCAGCAGACUUCAUUGAAGAGCUCUCCGCUCUCUUCAAGGCCAACAGCUCCAAACGGGUACGACCGAGAGGGUGCAAAUCCCACAGGACAAGGAACCAGAACAAGAGCCAGAACGAUGGGACAGCGUAUCCCGUCGGCCCAGACAACAGGGAGCGCUCUGCCAUGCCUGUGGAGGUGGAGAAGGAGAGACCCAGCCCUGCUGUUAGCCACCAACCACAGGCCCAGCUGGACUCUGGGAUUGGGCAUGUGGGGUUUCAGGACAGCAGGAUUACUGAGCAGCGGUAUGACUGUGUUUCCCAGGAGGUAGAGGAGGAGGAGGAGGCUGAAAGCUGUGCCCUGACAGACACUCCAUACCCAGCGGAGCCCGCGUGUGAGCCUCCUUGUUUCAUCCAGAAACUGAAAAGCAGGGAGGUUCCAGAGGGCAGCAAGGUCCAGUUGGACUGCAUUGUAAGAGGACUCCCUGUGCCUGAAGUCCGGUGGUUUUGUGAGGGCAAGGAGCUGGAGAACAGCCCUGACAUUCAGAUCAUCACCAACGGCGAGCUGCACUCUCUGAUCAUCGCAGAGGCCUUCGAGGAAGAUACUGGACGCUAUUCUUGCUUCGCAUCUAAUUUCUAUGGCACUGACUCCACGUCAGCUGAGAUCUAUGUCGAAGGUGCCUCCUCUUCGGAUUCUGAGGGGGAACAGCACAUUGAACAUGUAGCCCAGUUGCAGAGGAAACUUUUACCUCCAACAUCGAGCCAAACGCUCUCUGCAGAAGAGGAAGACUCUCCGUCAUCCCUACCUGCAGCAGCCACCGAGGAGCCAGCAGACCAGCUCUCCUCUGCACCAACUAACCAAAUAAGCCCAGAACCUCUUCUACCUGUCCGGACAUCAGCCACCAUACUUCCAGUCCCCGAGCCCUCUCAAACAACCGUGGCAUCCGCAGCACCCCCUGCUCAGGAGGAGGCAACAGUGUCACCUGUGCAGGUGUUUCCUACGUUGUCACCAGGCGAUACAGAACUUUCAGAAGCCCAGGAGGUGUCGACAUCUGUCACAUCCACACCGCUGCUGGUGCAGACAGCUGCAGCCAUAGCUCCAUCACUGCCUCUAAACUCAGUGGUCUCCUCUGUGCUGCCGGUCCUGUCAGCCCCAACACAAACACCCCAACCUGAGAGUCAAACCUCCAACCACAACUAUCCCAACUAUCCACAAGGGUUGAACGGCCAACCUAUCAUGGCUGCCCCUGUAUUCACAAAGAGCCUGCAGGACCUCCUUGCGUCAGAGGGCCAGCUGGUGGUGCUAGAGUGCCGCGUGAAAGGGGUGCCAUCACCUCGAGUGGACUGGUUCAGAGAGGGAAAAAUCAUAGAGGACUCUCCUGAUUUCAGGAUCCUGCAGAAAAAGGAAAUAUACACUCUGGUCAUUGCGGAGGUCUUUCCUGAAGAUUCGGGGAUGUUUACUUGCACAGCAAGCAACAAAUAUGGAACCGUGUCCAGCGCUGCUACACUGAGGGUCAAAGGCAAUGGCAGCAACAACAACCACGUGAGGCCUUUCAGCAGUUUGACAGUGGAGCCCAAUCGAAUCCAAGAACCUUCAUCAGCUCCCACUGUAAACCCCCAGCCAGGGGUUACUGUGACCAACAGCAUCAAGCCCCACUCCAGCACCAUACGCCUAGAGCCGCUCGUCUCUAGCACCUUACGCCUGGACCCUUUGAACACCAGCACCCUCCGUCUGGACCCCCAUGGCUCCAGCAUGUUGCGUCCAGACCCCCUCCGCACCAGUCUACCCAGUCUGGAACCCUCCAGCCUGAGCAGCAGCGGCUCCUGCCUCAACUCUCGCAGCACCAGCUCCCCGAACUUAGAUCCUCUCUACCUCCACCAGAACCCUCCUGGAUCCGGUGGAGCGCGUCCAGAACCAGUGAGCGGCGGACAGGUGCUCUCAUACCUAAAACCCUUCACUUCUCAAUGUGUGGUUGUGACUUCAGCUGAACAGGAAGUGUCCACACCUUCAGUGACGUCGCCCGACACAAGCCCAAAAGUUAAGGGGACCCCAAACCAUCAGAAUGGGAGCCUCAUUGUGGUGCCUCUCCCUGAUCCCCCUCCUAACUCCUGCCUAAAGACAGGCGCCCAGACAAAACACAAAGUCCCACGCACCGGCUCCAGAGUCGGCCUGCGUGUGCACUUCAAACUGCCUGAGGAUGAGGAGGAUGUACAAAGUGACGCAUCCAGUCAGUUUGACGAAGACACCAGCAUGUCAGUCAACAAAGAACCACCACCAGUGCUGGCUAAACCUAAACUGGACCCAGCCCAGCUCCAGCUUCUGCACAACCAGGUCCUCAUGGAGCAGCAGCAGGACCCUGAGCCUCAGACCCACACCCACACCCACACCGACACCCAGCCCCAGCCCCAGCCCCAGCCCCAAUUCCAGAUCCAGAUCCAGCCCAAGGUCCAAAGCUCCAAUGAAGGUCCGCUGUGGUCACCCAGAAUGCAACGUGAACCCCAUCCGCCACCUUUCCAGCCCUACCUGAACACCACGGCGCCCCCUGCAGCAGACGCCCCCCUCUGCACCUCCACCACCGCUCCCCCUGCUCCCUCUCUGAGCUCUGCACCAGCACUCAACACCACCUUUUCACCUCGUUUCAACACUUCUCCUUUGAGCUUGCCUCCUGUUCCUCAGCUAAAGACUUCCUCCCUGGUUACCUCCCCUCCACCUGCCCCACAGCUGAAAACAGCUCCUCCUCUCAGUAUAGCUCCCGUGACCCAGAUGAACACCAUCCAUGCCUCCCAUCUCAACCUGUCCCCUGCAGCUCUGGCCAGAACUGCACCUACACCCCAAUUUUACUCUCCACCUGCACCAAAGCUUAGCACAGCCCUUACAGGUCCAACCUCGGCCUCACAGCAGAUCACAUCUCCUGCUCCGCUACUGAGAAGCACCCACGCCUCCCUCAUGAACCUCACCGCCACCUCCCACGCCUUCAACUACGCCCGGCCUAAAGAGUUCAUAGCCGCUCAGGCCUUCUCGCCAGUCAGGAGUCCUUCCCCAACCGAAUCGCCAGUCCCUCUGCUCCAAGAGCUGGCCGCUGAGCUCCACUCCUCUGCAGCCAGCUCUCCUACUCUCCCACCAUUCUCCCCGCCACCCAGAAUCUUCCCAACAAGGGUGCUCACGUCUCCCACCAGCCCUCCUUCCCUCGUGUCCUCUCCCACACCGGUGUCUGCGUCAUUCCUGAACAGCAUGUUCGCCAUUCGAGCCCAGUCGCCUCCUCAGGCUUCCUCUCCCACCUCCAGCAGCUCCACGCCAAGCCCCAUUCAAAACCCGGUGGCGUUCCUAAGCUCUGUCCUGCCGUCCCUGACCCCGAGUCAGCCCACCAACUCAAUGGGCCUGCCCAAGGGAGCUCCUUUGAGGCUAAAAAAGAACGUACCAAAGGCACGCCUCCCGUCAACUGAAGACAUUCGCGGAAGCAGAGAAAUUCUCCUCCAAGACAUUGAAAAAAAGCUUCGCUUUAAAGAUGAUACUGCACAGUUUGCACAUCAACAGAAGCUGAGUAAUGAGGGGAAAACAGCGAGCAGACCCCUUGGACCAAACAUUCCUGCUACUGUCAUUAACUAUGAUGAGGAGUACAAAGUGUCCAAUUUUGAGCAGAGACUUAUGAGCGAGAUCGAAUUCCGUUUGGAGCGUACGCCGGUGGAGGAGUCGGACGAUGAGGUGCAGCACGAUGACGUCCCUACGGGAAGAUGUAUCGCACCCAUAUUUGACAAGAAACUCAAGAACUUCAGAGCCAUGGAAGGCGUGCCCGUCACUUUCUCAUGCAAAGUAGUGGGAAUCCCUUUUCCAAAGGUUUACUGGUUCAAGGAUGGCAAGCAGGUCCUGAGGAAGAACACCCAUUACAGGAAGAUAAGAGAGGGGGAUGGGACCUGUGCUCUACACAUAGAGUCCACGACCAAUGACGACGAUGGCAACUACACCGUCAUGGCAGCUAAUCCACAGGGACGUAUCAGCUGCUCGGGUCAUUUGAUAGUCCAAACGGGACCUCCCCGAAAGACACCUAUUCACUCUCAGAGGGUGCGAGCUCGCAUACAGGAAGUUGAAAGUGAGCAAACCGAGGAGCGCUUUUUUCGGCCUCACUUCCUCCAGGCUCCGGGGGACAUGCUGGCUCACGAGGGAAGACUGUGUAGACUAGACUGUAAGGUGAGCGGCCUCCCCAACCCAGAGCUGAUGUGGUUGGUCAGCGGGAGGCCAAUCUAUCCAGACCUUUACCACAAGAUGUUGGUGCGGGAGAAUGGCAUCCAUUCUCUGGUCAUUGAUCCUCUGACGCAGAAUGACGCCGGCACAUACACGUGCAUUGCAAGCAACAAAGCAGGGCAGAGCUCCUUUAGUCUAGAGCUGAAUGUUGUGGAGAAAGAGAUGAAGCACCCUCCCCAGUUUGUGGAGAAGCUGCAGAACAUGGGUAUUCCGGAGGGGACUCCAGUCAGGCUGGAGUGUCGGGUGGUGGGUAUGCCCCCUCCACUCAUCUUCUGGAAGAAAGACAAUGACACCAUUCCUAAAAUUAAGGACAGAAUCAGCAUGACCCAGGAUGCAACAGGAUAUGUGUGUCUCCUUAUCCAGCCAACAACAAAGGACGAUGCUGGCUGGUACACGGUGUCAGCAAAAAACGAGGCUGGAAUUGUAUCCUGCACCUGCAGGCUUGAUAUCUAUGCACAGUGGCAUCAGAGCAUCCCUGCACCCAUGAAAAAGGCUCCGCGCACAGGCAGCCGCUACGCAGCUCUGACGGGCCAGGGCCUCGACAUCAAGUCAGCUUUCCCCACGUCGGAGACCAACCCCAUCCUGUUCUCCAGCUCCCCUCCUGAGGUCAUGCUGGAGAGCGAGGAGCUGUGAAACGGCAGCAUGGUGACAGUCCGAGUUCUCCCGGCACACACUAAGACUUCCCUCAGGUCCAAACAGUAGAGGGCUAAAAGGAGGAAGAUGAUCUGAGCCGAUUGCCGAAUUGUGUGAUGCAUUUGAAGUGAUAGAAUGGCAAAGAGUUAUUGUGUUAAAGCUAUCAGCACCGAUAGUGGGUUUGUCACCAUUCCUAUUUACUCAAGUCAUAUGACAGAAAAAACAGAUUUGCAAAGUCUUAGCUCAUGAGCCAUCAUUGGAGUUGUAGUUUUUUUUUUUUUUAUUAUUAUUUUACAUCAAAUUUAGCUACGAUAGUGAGAGUGUUGCUGAAUGUUGAUGAAAACAUCUGUUCUUAAUUGUUAGUCCUAUUCUCAAAGUGGUACAAGUACUGCUUAUUCUUAUUGCAAAUCAUAUAUAUACCUGUAUCGGUAGUAAUAGAUUCUUUUAAAGUUUAUAUAAAAAGCAGUUUUAAGUUAUUGUUUGUUAAUAACCAGAGAUAGUUUAGAGUAUAUUAAAGGACAUUUGAAUGUGCCAUUAAGAGCAGUUUAUUUAAAUGGCCUCAGCCACGUGGGAUUUUUUCCCCAUUUACCUAGAUCAUUUCUUGACGUUCAUCACUGGUUCAUAUUUUAUUGCACCAUGUUUUUUCAUGUGCAUGCAUGCCAACAAGAUGCAAUAUUUCACAACUUAACAAACGCACUGUGUCUGCACACAGUCAUAAUACUAAUAUGUUAGUUAGGUGUCUCUCAUUCAUGGUUAAUAGUUGCUUUCAGGUGAUUUCAUUCCUCUGUUAUUGACAAAGAUGUAUCUCGAUUGUAUCUGCAGUUCGAGAUGUAUUACCUGAGGAAUGAAUCCGAUGAGACUAAAAGCUCUUUGUUUUGACCCUUGGCUUUGCUUUAACACCAACAAGUCCAAUGUACCCUACAGAGGUUAAUAAUGAACUUUGAUUAAGAUCAAUUUGAGUUGGUUUGAAAACCUAUUGAAGAAAAGCACAUACUCAACUGACGUAAAGUUGCACAUUGUAAAAUAGUUUUGUCCUCAGAAUAAAGUUAUAUUUAUUCAAA